GCCGCGGCGGCCGGAGGCGGGGGUCGCGCGGCCGCUCGGGGCGGCGCUGGGCGGGCGGUGCUGGGCCCGCCCCGCCGGCAUCCCCGGCCCGACUUCCUCCUGCCUCGGCCGGCCCAGCUGGAGGAAGCGGCGGUGGCGGCGCGACCAUGAGCGCGGGCGACGCGGUGUGCACAGGCUGGCUCGUCAAGUCGCCCCCCGAGAGGAAGCUGCAGCGUUACGCCUGGCGCAAGCGCUGGUUUGUCCUCCGGCGGGGCCGCAUGAGCGGUGACCCCAACGUCCUGGAGUACUACAGGAACAAGCACUCAAGCAAGCCCAUCCGUGCCAUAGACCUCAGCGAGUGUGCAGUGUGGAAGCACGUGGGCCCUGGCUUUGUUCGGAAGGAAUUUCAGAAUAAUUUUGUGUUCAUUGUCAAGACUACUUCUCGUACAUUCUAUCUUGUGGCCAACACCGAGGUGGAAAUGCAGGUGUGGGUGAACAGUAUCACUCAGGUCUGCAACCUCGGCCACCUGGAGGGUGGUGCAGCAGAUUCCAUGGAGAGCUUCUCUCACAUGCCAUCCUCCCUCCAGCCAUCCCCCGCCAGCUGCCUUCAUACCCGCCAUGCUGUCAGCUCCUCCUCAUCUGGAGAUGACCCAAGGACUAAUACCACAGUCACUGAGGAAAGGAGAAGUGAGUCAGAGUUUCUCUCCCUUCCUGAUUACAUGAUUCUGUCCAACUGUGAGACUGGAAGACCACGCCAGGCCAGUCUACCCACCAGAUGUGAUAGCUGGUCCAACUCAGACCGCUCGUUGGAACAGGCUUCCUUCGAUGACGUUUUUGUUGACUGCCUGCAGCCCCUGCCCUCUAGUACCUUGGUCCAUGCCUCACGCCAUGGGAAUGGAUCUCAGGAGGCACCUCCCAUGAGGCCUCAGGCUGCCCUGAUCUGGAGUAGAGAUAUCAGUGGGCCAUCCAUGGACCGCUUUUCUUCACCAUUGCUGGAAACUUCCUUAAAUUCCACCAUUCACGUAGAUAAAAACCAAGGUUCCUUGCCCUAUGGGGUAAAAGAAGUAGACAUCAUGUUCAACACGCCACCUCCCCGCCCCCCUAAGCCAAGCUAUCUCUCUGAACGGCGCCAAGAGGAGCAGCACAUGUGGAGUGGGCACAGCGGCAUCCAGAAGGCAGAAUGCACUGCGGCACAGAGAAGAAUCUCUCUUUCUGGUUUAGAUAAUGUGCCAACCUGGAAAGCUGAUGUAGAAGGCCAAUCCUUAAGACACCGAGACAAGCGGCUUAGUUUAAAUUUGCCAUGCAGGUUCUCCCCAGUGCACCCCACAGCCUCGGCCAGUGUUGAAGACAGCUACGUGCCCAUGGGCCCCCAGGCCACUGCCUCUGGUCUUGGACCUCACUUCAGCCCUAAUGACUACAUCCCAAUGAGCUCAGGAAGCAUCCCAAGCCCAUUGUCUGAGCUGCCUGCAGACCUGGAGCCACCCCCAGUGAAUAGAGAUCUCAAGCCUCAGAGGAAACCACGGCCACCUCCUCUGGAUCUGAGAAACCUGUCCACCAUCCGGGAGCACACAUCUCUAACCAGGUCCUGCACUGUGCCUUGCAAUCGAACCAGCUUUCUCUCUCCAGAAAGAAAUGGUAUUCAUUCUGCAAGAUUUUUUGCCCAUUCUGUUUCCAGAGAAGAGGAAGAAAGCUACAUCCAAAUGGAGAAGCACAGAACAGCCAGUUCCCUGAGCAGCGGUGCUCUGACGUGGACAAAGAAAUUCAGCCUGGAUUAUUUAGCCCUGGACUUCAAUUCGGCAUCAUCAGCUCCUGUACAGCAGAAACUUCUCCUGUCAGAAGAGCAAAGAGUUGACUAUGUCCAAGUGGAUGAGCAGAAGACACAGGCUCUUCAGAACACAAAGCAGGAGUGGACGGAUGAGAGGCAGUCCAAAGUGGGGUUGUGCAGAAUGGGGCACUGAGGGACCCCCCAAGCCUCCAAGACCCCACGGCCACAAAGCGCAUCAGGAGGGAGGAGCCCUGGGCCCAGCAAAGAGCUUGGCUACAAGGAUACAGAGAGAUCCUGUGGGGCCCAGUGUCCAGGCUGCUUCACUGCAGAGUA
Messenger RNA from Manis pentadactyla (Chinese pangolin), 2077 nucleotides. RefSeq names its product GRB2 associated binding protein 3 (gene GAB3). The coding region runs from base 147 to 1937 and encodes 596 amino acids. NCBI's taxonomy places the organism in Eukaryota, Metazoa, Chordata, Mammalia, Pholidota, Manidae. The transcript is spliced from 11 exons. The record is from RefSeq and is a predicted model, not a curated record.